Monodelphis domestica (gray short-tailed opossum) is the source of this 991-nucleotide messenger RNA. RefSeq names its product ankyrin repeat domain 33 (gene ANKRD33). Gene Ontology annotation, molecular function: protein binding. The record is from RefSeq and is a predicted model, not a curated record. Lineage: Eukaryota; Metazoa; Chordata; Mammalia; Didelphimorphia; Didelphidae.
ACAGGUCUCAUGGUCGCCUGCUAUAGGGGCUUUGGCAGCAUCGUGGUCCUGCUCAGUCACUGCCCCUUUCUCGAUGUCAAUCACCAGGACAAAGAAGGGGACACAGCCCUCAUGCUGGCUGCCCAGGCAGGACACGUCACCCUGGUGAAUUACCUGCUGAAUUACUACCCUGGCCUGGAGCUCGACCAGAGGGACAGCCGAGGUCUGACGGCUUUGAUGAAGGCUGCGGUGCAGGGUCGCCCAGAAUGUGUGGCUGCCCUUCUCAUGGCAGGAGCUGACCUGACAGCCGUGGACCCGGCUCGGAAGAAGACAGCUUUGGAAUGGGCAGCCCUGACGGAUAACUUUGAGACUGUGAUAAGAAUCCAUCAGCUGGCCAAGCACCCCCGGAUCGAGCAGCUCAGUAGGCAUUUUCGGCUCGAAUGGCCGGCCCUAGCUGGACUUGUGGCACAGGCCCAGAACCCGAUCACUCCAUCUUUCUUGGAGAGACUCCAGAGUGCCUUCAGUGUCUCCUUCCCCCAGCCUCCCCAGGAGGGUGGUGUCCUGGAUCACCUGGUGAGAGUAACUACAAGUCUAGCCAGCCCAUUCAUCAUCACUGCCUGCCACACUCUAUGCCCAGACCUCCCACCUGAACUGGGCAUGCUUCGUCCAUCUGUGCCUGAGCUCCAGGGCACAGUACCCCCUCGACCCCAAACCCCAAGUGUCUCUCAGCCUCCUUCUGGCCAUCAGGCUCUAGUUCCACAUCAGAGCCCUUCAGGGGUAUUGAGCCUUUGCCCAGAUUGGCUGCUGGCUAGGAAUGGUGGUAGCUCUAAGACACGGGUCCCCAAAAUCCACCUCACCAAGGCUCCAUCCCCAUCCUGUCAGAAGGGUAAGGCUCCAGUUCCUACAGGGCAUCAAGGGCUGGUACCCCCUUCCUGGCACUACCAAAAACUCAGGGAAGAAAAGAAACUGGCAGAAGCAAGAGGCAAGAAAUUCUAGAGAAGAUAGGCUAGGA